Molecule: messenger RNA, 1797 nt
Organism: Durio zibethinus
Lineage: Eukaryota; Viridiplantae; Streptophyta; Magnoliopsida; Malvales; Malvaceae
Product: COP9 signalosome complex subunit 5a
Molecular function (GO): metallopeptidase activity; protein binding
Source: RefSeq, a predicted model, not a curated record
UUUUUGAUCCCUCUCGCGCCUCGUCUAUCCUCUCCGGUGCUUGAUAUAAAAGUAUAGCCUUCACCUUCGGUGCUUCAGUCGGAGUUGGACGUACAAGAAUGGAUUCCGCAAUAGCCCGGAAAACAUGGGAAUUAGAGAAUAAUAUCCUUGCAGUGGAAACACCCGACAGUUCAUCGGACUCGAUUUUCUACUACGACGAGUUGGCUCAAGCCAAGUUUCAACAAGAGAAGCCUUGGGCCAAUGAUCCCCACUACUUCAAGCGCGUUAAGAUCUCUGCCCUCGCUCUCCUUAAGAUGGUUGUCCACGCCCGAUCUGGUGGCACCAUAGAGGUGAUGGGGCUGAUGCAAGGCAAGACUGACGGCGACGUCAUCAUUGUCAUGGACGCCUUUGCUUUGCCUGUUGAAGGGACUGAGACUAGGGUUAACGCUCAGGCUGAUGCCUAUGAGUAUAUGGUCGAUUAUUCCCAGACCAACAAGCAGGCUGGACGAUUGGAGAACGUUGUUGGAUGGUACCAUUCUCAUCCUGGGUACGGGUGCUGGCUGUCCGGUAUUGAUGUUUCAACCCAAAUGCUCAACCAACAAUUUCAGGAGCCCUUCCUGGCAGUUGUCAUUGAUCCAACAAGGACUGUUUCUGCUGGAAAAGUUGAGAUUGGAGCUUUCAGGACAUACCCUGAAGGAUAUAAGCCUCCUGAUGACCCUAUCUCUGAGUAUCAGACCAUUCCUCUGAAUAAGAUUGAAGACUUUGGUGUGCACUGUAAACAGUAUUAUGCAUUGGAUAUCACUUAUUUCAAGUCCUCUCUUGACUGUCACCUCUUGGAUCUGUUAUGGAAUAAGUACUGGGUAAAUACCCUUUCUUCUUCACCUCUCUUGGGCAAUGGAGAUUAUGUUGCAGGACAAAUUUCAGAUUUAGCUGAAAAGUUGGAGCAAGCAGAGAAUCAAUUGGCUCACUCUCGCAUUGGCCCAUUAGGACCCCCUCGAAAGAAGGAAUUGCAGGAGGAGUCGCAGCUUGCUAAGAUUACCAGAGAUAGUGCAAAGAUAACUGUAGAGCAAGUCCAUGGUUUAAUGUCACAGGUUAUCAAAGACAUCCUUUUCAACUCUGUACGACAGUCAAAUAGGUCCCGUAAUGAGCAAUCUGGUCCUGAGCCUAUGGUUGAAGCCUGAUCCUAACAUCCUGGCAUCUUUCCAAUGCUGCAACAGAUGAAAUGAUGACCUUUCUGAUGUUUCCUUCACCUUUAGAGACCAGUUUUUACAAGAACGAAAACAUUAAUUCCAGGCUGCAUAGUUUUGUUUCCGUCCUUACACUGAUGUGCGGUCAUCAUUGAUUUGUUUGGUGAAAUGAAAAACAUAUGAUAGAUUAUCCCCUUCCCCCCUUUUCAAAAAUGAAAAGAUAUUCUUGGUUGCGGCAUAUGAAACGAGGAGGGAAAGCUAUAAAAACGGAGUUUCUUGAGCAUGCUGAAGCCUGACAGAUCAACUAGUCCUUUACGUUGUAGGCAUUCAAGAAGAGCUCGUGUACGGUCCACAACUAAAGUCAAACUAUUGUUAGGUUAGGCAGCAGGAGUGGUAAAGGCUUGUUUGGCCCAACCCAAGUUUCAACUCUCUACUAUCAACUUUGUAAAAUUCCACGUCCAAUAGGUUGUGGCAAUUUCUUCGAGUUGCACCUUCGGAAUUGGGAUAGCAAUUAUCAUCCUUUACCUCAUGGAUCGUUUGUUGUUUGGGUUCCAGGUUCCAACUCUCUCAUCACUUCUUUUUACUCGCUAUUUUACGACCGUUACAAUUCAACUGCCUAAUGGUUCACCAU